GGGGAAAGGGGGGACCGCGACCGGCGGCGCCGCGGAGGGGCCCUGCUAGUCCCUAGGGGGGUCCCCGCGGGACGGCCGGCGGCGGGGCAGGGGAGUCGGGUGCGGCGGCGCUGACACCCUCCGGUGGGCUGCGGUACUUCCCCAGUGCCCCUGGCUCGGCGCCGCGCUGACAGGCUGCGCUGCCCGUGCUGCCCGAGCCCCGCGGGCUGCGGUUAAGCCGCGGUCCAGCCCCGCGGUGAGAGGCUCCUCGGCCUCCGUCGGGUGGGUUGUCCGGGCGGGGUAACGUCUUAUGUUCCCUUCCUCAUACCUUACCCGCUGCCGUCUGCCCCGGUUUUCCGUGCCCGGCGCACGGCUCCUGGACCGAAAGGCAUCAGUUUGUGUGUAGAAGCAAUGUGCCCUGGCUCUGCCCGGGCUCUGCCCCGUGCCCCUUCCCCUCGCUGCUCCGCUUUCUGCUGGCCGGACGCGGCAGCCCCUUACCACCUGCCUGCUUUGCUCCCGAGCAGCUGGCACAGCACCUUUCUUUUUUUUUUGGGUGGGAUUUUUUUGGUUUUGGGGAUGUUGGUUCAGGUGUUUUUUGGACUGUGACAGCUGGCAGUGAGUAAAAGCUUAUGGACGCUAGGGGGAGGUAUAAUGGAUGCCCCCCAUGGAUGAGCGAGCAGAGCUCUGGUUCAGGCAUCACGGUCAAGCAGGCCUGACCUACACCGGCUCUGUUGUGUAAACCAUGAGAACCAUGCAAGGCCGCAUCUUCUCAGGGACCAAGGAGUUCAGGACACAUCUUAUCAGGAGAUAGCAGCACCAGCCCAAGCUGGGGCUAGACAAAACUAAAACCGACACAGCUGCAAAAACACCAAGUGGGGUUUGACUACGAGUCCAUCGCUUCAUCCUAUAAAUAAUUUUCGCCUCCCUGUGCCCACUGAAGUCUCCUGUACAGCGGCGCGCUGCACAGCAGGGAUCUCUCCAGGAGCAGACGUCUGCCAAAGUUGCUCCUGGAGACUGAGAGACUCUUCACUCAGCAUCUGAUACCUGCGGCUGAGAGUCCCUUCACACACCAUCUGAUACCUUGAUACUACAGCGAGAGCCCCGGCAGCCGUUGCCAUUGCACAGGAGACUCUGCAGGGGCUGAGGGACAUCUAGAAGGAGUUCUGGUGUCUCGCCGGUGCCUGUGCUCACUUUGAGUGUCCUGCUCAGAUGUCAUGCCCAGAUGAACUGGCUCUCCUGGCAGAUGAUGACCUGCUUGACUUCCUCCUGAAGGAAGGUUGUUUUAUGCCUGAAAUCCCAGUGGGGGACAAUGAUCUGCUGGAAGACUGGGGGCUGCCGGAGCCUGAGCCUCUGGACAAGGAUAUGGAUGAUUUCAUCACGUCCAUUCUGAAUCCCUUUCAAGAUGGGGCAGGCACGGUGCAGGUUUAUCUACCUGCUGAUAGUGGCAACACCGUUCCUGAGGAUCAACUUCAGUUCCCGAGUUCUGGCAUCGACUUUCCUGGCAGUGACUUUGCCAUCGACGCCCAGGGCUCAGAAAUCGUGCAGGCUGAUCACAACUAUUCCCUCCACUGGGAUUGGUCUAUGCUGCAAAGCAUGGCAGCUGACCUGGCAGGAGUAGACAUGGCAGAGGACGAUACAUCCAUUGGUGUCGCUCCUGUGGAUGCCAUACCCCAGGUUGAGCCUGCUGCCAUUAUGCAGGCAAACAUCCCAGAGCUGGUCCUGACCGAGGAGCAGAAGCAACUCCUGAUGGGUGAAAGUUUUUCUUAUCUGCCACUGACCCAAGCUAAAGACCAGCUUCUGACGAAGGUACGUCGGAAGGUCCGGAACAGGCAGUCACCCCAGAAUAUUUAUCGCAGGAAGAAGAGCAACAUGGACCACCUGGAAAACAAGGUGGCAGCCUGCAUGGCUCAGAACCAGAGGCUGGAGAAGAAGGUGCAGGUGCUGCAGAAGCAGAACAGGUCACUGUUCGUCCAGCUGCGAAAGCUGCAGGCAUUUGUGGACCAGCCCACUUUCAGGACUGCCGUGGCAAAAACCUACAUGACGGUGAUUCUGUCCUUCAGUGUCUUUUUCUCGCCCAAUGCCUGCUUGGUUGAACGCAUCAGGUCAGGGCUGGAUCUUGAAGCAAUUCAUCAUCUGAUGCUCUGGCAGCAGCUGGCUUCGAGCUGGUUCCCUUUGAGCCUCAGGAGCAGCACUCCCAGGGCAGCCCUUUGUAGGCAGAGGUCCUUGUCUUGUGGAAGGGGAAGAGGCAGGAGCGGACCCAUCGUGCUGCCCCAGCGGGGUCAUCCUGCAACACCAUGCAGGUGUGACUUCUGCCGCUACCUCCUGCAUCUCGGGGUGACCCUGGGCAUCCUGCCGGGAAGGAGCGAGCAGAGCCGCCUUAGUUCCAUCGAAGCCUUAGCGGAUAAUCCAUCAAAGUAGAUUCUUCUGAAUACUCCCUUAGUUGCUGGCAGCUCAGGGGGUUUAUCGGGGAGGUAUUCCUCCUCUCACGCUUUGCUCUGUGUUUCUACAGCAGGACUCCAUCUGAGAUAGAAUAGAAAACUGCCAAUUUUGCUAUAGCUGCUGGCACGGCCUGCAGCUCAGAGUGCAUCCCUGUGGCUCGCAGGGAUGGGCUGUGGCAUGGAGGGUGAAGGUGGUCAGGUCUGAGGUUGCUGUUAGUUAGUCUGCACUAGCUGGAUGGAGUCUAUUGUCCCGCUGCUUCUUUGCCCAGGUGGAGGUGAACAAGCUAGAUCUUACUGUGUCUGGUGGCCACAAACAUCUGUCCCUUGCCCCUUCCCCUUAAUCCUGCAGCGUUGCCUGAUUUCUAGGUGUGAGAUAGGGAGCUGCCCUUCAGUGCUCCCACAAUGAGUGAUCCUGCCAUUGCAACAGGCCCUGCGUGUCGCCUGUUCCUGCUAGCUUUUGAGCCAUGGGCACAGCUCCCGGUUUGGAUAGAGGAGGUAAUGUGAAGUCCUUCCCAAGCCAUAUGUGCUGUUGCCUUCUGUAGGGGCUGAGUCUUUCCACAGCCCACUCUGUUUAUCCUGGACCUCAGGGGAAGGCACAUCUCGAACGUUCAUGUGGGGAGGGAUGAAGCACAGCUCAGCAGAGCUGCUUGCUCCUCUGCAGGCUUUCAUGGCCGCAUGAUGUUCUCAAAGCUGCGACCUUGUGUGCCCAAGCUUUGCUGUGCUGGCCAAGGAUGCAGUCAUCUGUUUCUGGUUGCUCUACAGGGCUAAGCAGAAAAACUUUUGACAUGGUGAGCAGCGUCUUUCUUGAAGUGCAGCUUAGUAGUGAACAGUAAAAAGACCAGCUGUUUGUUAUAAGUGACUUACUGCUGCUGAAACAGCUCUACUGGGCACUUUCUGCUUUAAAACUUUAAAACUACUUUAAAACUAUCAUUUAAUGGUUAAUCAUUUCUCCUUUCCUACUGUAGGACAUUUCAUAGAACCAUAUAGAAUAGUUUAGGUUUAAGGGACCUUUAAAAAUCAUUUAGUCCACCUCCCCUGCCGUAAGCAGGGACGCCUUCCACUAGAUCUCCAUAGUAGCUAAUACUUUCCUUAUUAAUAGCAAGUAAAUAAAUAGUAAUGAAGCAUGA
This is a messenger RNA of Strigops habroptila (Kakapo), 3544 nucleotides long. It is a transcript of the gene CREB3, whose product is annotated as cAMP responsive element binding protein 3. Gene Ontology annotation, cellular component: nucleus. Gene Ontology annotation, molecular function: DNA-binding transcription factor activity, RNA polymerase II-specific; RNA polymerase II cis-regulatory region sequence-specific DNA binding. The transcript is spliced from 10 exons. Lineage: Eukaryota; Metazoa; Chordata; Aves; Psittaciformes; Psittacidae. Bases 1189 to 2397 code for a protein of 402 amino acids. Gene Ontology annotation, biological process: regulation of transcription by RNA polymerase II. The record is from RefSeq and is a predicted model, not a curated record.